This is a messenger RNA of Rhodotorula toruloides NP11, 957 nucleotides long. RefSeq lists its product as uncharacterized. The coding region runs from base 1 to 957 and encodes 318 amino acids. NCBI's taxonomy places the organism in Eukaryota, Fungi, Basidiomycota, Microbotryomycetes, Sporidiobolales, Sporidiobolaceae. The transcript has a single exon. The record is from RefSeq and is a predicted model, not a curated record.
AUGCCCUCUUUCGCGCACGCGCGCUCGACCUCUUCGCCCUCUAUCCUCGCACCUAUACCUCUUCGACCCCUCUCUCUCGUCCCCGAAUCGGCCUCUUCCCGCAAAACGGCGCUGACACCGGAUGAGCGAUUGACGCUCUUCGAACCGCCUACACGACCUGUUCUUGCUGUGAUCCAGCCGCCAUCCGGCUCGUGGUCGCAGAAUGGCGGACAAGGGAGCAUCCUGGCCGGUCCAUCGGCGAGAGGGCGCCACGAUGUGAUCAGGAGCGUGAAGGCGAAGGAACGGGAGCGGGAAAGACGGGGACACCAACGGAGCUCCUCAGAUGGUGCUGUUCUUCGGACCCUUACGCCUUUGCCGACAUUUGCGCCAGUGUCGCCACCUCCUUCGCCUCCACUACCGCUCCCAGCUCCCUCAUCGAAACCGACUACCGCCCCGUCCCUUCCUUCGCCACUCGCACCCUUACCGUCGUCUUUCACGCCAGCCAGAAGAGGACGGUCUCCCUCGAUUCGCCGCAGCUCGUCCUCGCCAUCACUUCCUGGGUCUUCGGCUUCACCCGCACCUAGACCUUAUCCUCUUUCUCGACGAUACACCCGCUCCGCCUCGCUCUCGCAUCUCUCGUCUCGAUCACCCGUCCAAGACCGCUCGAUCCCGCAACUUUCGCAUUCUUCCCUUCUCGACCCUACCGUACGGUCAGAUUCUUCAACAGGGCCCGAACUGUCACGAACACCCUCGCCAACGCCGCAACAGCAGCUCUUCGAGUCGCUCGUCUGCGCAACACUCGAGCGACGUCUUGCGGAUCGUCUAGCAAAGGCGUCUGGGCAAGCUGACGGUGGAAAGAAGCUGGCUGAGAAGGCGGGACUGAUGGGCUUGCGAGCUGGGCGGGAGAUGAUCUUAUGGGGCGCAAUCAGGCGAGUGAGGGAGGCGGAGCAGCGACGGAGCGGUAAGGUAAACCCCUAG